AACAUCGUUGGGGUGCCCAUUGCCUCAAGUGCAUACGCACGCGUGAGAAGCUCGUCUUUCCAUGCAAAAACCUACGCAGCGUACUUGAUACUGCGGGCUUCUUCGAAAGCAGAUCUUCCCUUCCGACACACCAAACAGUAGGGCGCGUCGCACAAUCAUAAUGUAUCUGACUUUCCUCGCCACAUCCUUGGAUGUCAAGUUGCUCUUGUUCUCGGUCUUCCUCCGCAAGGCCAGUUUUGGUCUCACCAACCAAGUCUUGACGCUUUUCCUCGAAAGUGUAGGAGUGUCCAAACCCAAAAUCGGCACCUUUAUGACCUUGACUUUAGUGGGCGAUACCGCCAUUUCGUUUCUCCUUACGUGGUUUUCGGACCAUCUUGGACGGCGCUUAGUGAUGGUGGCUGGAUGUGUUCUAAUGCUUGCAUCUGGGUUGGUAUUCGCCAAGUUCGAGAACUUUUGGGUGCUUUUAUCUGCAGCUAUUUUUGGCGUAAUCUCGACCUCAGGAGACGAAACGGGGCCGUUCAAGACAGUGGAGGAGGCAUGCCUCUCCCAACUCACUUCCCCGAUGCAAAGGGCGCAUGUCUUCGCCAUAUACGGCCUUUUAGGAACAUUUGGCUCGGCGGUCGGUUCGUCUGCAUGUGGUUUCUUGAUAGAAUAUUGGAUUCUGUCGGCCGGCUGGACCCUGCAAGCUUGUUACAGGGCUGUUUUCAUUGGCUAUGCCGGGGUUGCCUUGGCUAAAUUGGCACUUGCACUUUGUCUUUCGAACAACUGCGAGAUCUCACAACUUCCUAUCAAAAUCCUGGCUCAACACCUCACAUCCGACAGCAAUUUUGACCUGAUGGAUGGCGCUUUGAUCACGGAAGAGUCAAGUUUGUUAGGAACUGAGGUUUCUCAGGAUGUCGAGGAAGCUUUAGGUCCAAAGACAAUCACACCAAAGUACGGUAUCUCUGCGCAAUCAAGAAAACAUCUUGCAAGACUUUUGGUGGUAUUCAUGCUCGAUUCUUUUGGGUACGGGUUCAUGCCCCCCGCGUGGAUUGUUUACUAUUUCCGUACAGUGUUCAAGGCUUCGCCCUCCGCAUUGGGUAACUUGUUUUUUUUCACGAAUAUGGUCGACUCGCUUUCGUCACUUGUGUCUGCAUUCACGUUUUCUAUUUUCGGCCCCGUCAAAGCCAUCUUGGUGGCACAACUUCCGAGUGCCGUGUUCUUUACUAGCAUUCCAUUCUGCAGCUCUUACCUCCUUGCCGCUGCUUUCUACUUCCUUUUUUGCGCAUGUGCCACCAUGGACGUGGUGCCCCGCCAGAUCUUGCUCACUACCAUAAUUCCAAAGGAAGACUUGAUCAAAGUGCUUGGCGUGGUGAACAUUGCCAAGACUUUUGCGAGGUGCGUGGGCCCGAUAUUCACGGGAAACUUGGCCGAAAAGGGCCUUCUCUAUGUGGCGUUUAUUGUGAAUGGCGCUUGUCUCUUUCUUGCCGACACGAUUCUCGGUGUCAGUUUUGUGCAUCUUGAUGGCGAGAUACUCUCGCUUCACAAGCAGCAAUAAGAGCGGAAAGGCCUACACAUGAUCGUUGGUCGUUAUGUUCGUUUCAUGAAAAGUGUGUUAUAUGAAU
Metschnikowia bicuspidata var. bicuspidata NRRL YB-4993 is the source of this 1604-nucleotide messenger RNA. RefSeq lists its product as uncharacterized. Bases 161 to 1537 code for a protein of 458 amino acids. Gene Ontology annotation, biological process: transmembrane transport. The transcript has a single exon. Gene Ontology annotation, molecular function: transmembrane transporter activity. The record is from RefSeq and is a predicted model, not a curated record. Gene Ontology annotation, cellular component: fungal-type vacuole membrane. Lineage: Eukaryota; Fungi; Ascomycota; Pichiomycetes; Serinales; Metschnikowiaceae.